UUGAUUGGUCAGCCAAACUCAGAGGCCCAAUCUCGAACUACAACAUUUGGACCCAACCAUGGGUCCAGCAAAACUCAGAGUUGGGCUUAGCCAUAGACAAUUUGGACCUAUGUAUCUGACAAGCUCAGAUCAAUCCAACAGAAACUUAAAAUUGCCGCGUGUCAAAUCUCAACUAACCAAUCCCUGGUCCUUGAAGGCUGAAGCUGAUCAGAAGAAAAAAAAACAUAAUCAUUAUCCACAUCUGCACAUAGCAUCGUCAGAACCCAACAAAAAUUCCUCAAACAUGGCUCUUCUCUGUCAUUUUAACAAUGUUUCUUUUCCUUCCAAAAGUUUCUCCGUAAAAAAACCACCAAAGUCCCCUCUUCGUUUCAUGAAAUCUCACUCUUUUUUAAACUGUCAUGCUCCCAAGGUUUUUGAGGAAAAGCUUGAAAAGGUUUCUCUUUCUUUAGGAGAAAUGUUUUCUAAGGCUAGCUUGCUUGCUAUUGUUUCUGCUUCUAUUUUCUUGGUAGAUCCUGCACUUGCUUUCAAGGGAGGAGGCCCUUAUGGAGCUGAAGUGACAAGGGGACAAGACUUGACUGGUAAAGAUUUUAGUGGCAAGACUUUGAUCAAACAAGAUUUUAAGACGUCCAUACUACGACAAGCCAAUUUCAAAGGCGCAAAGUUGCUCGGUGCUAGCUUCUUUGAUGCUGAUUUGACAGGGGCUGACCUUUCAGAUGCUGAUCUUAGAGGUGCAGAUUUUUCUUUGGCAAAUGUAACAAAGGCAAAUUUAAGCAAUGCUAACUUGGAUGGUGCGCUUGCUACAGGGAACACGUCGUUCAAAGGAUCAAAUAUAACAGGUGCCGAUUUCACAGAUGUGCCUUUGAGGGACGACCAACGCGAAUAUCUUUGCAAAGUAGCAGACGGGGUGAAUCCAUCUACCGGAAAUGCAACGCGGGACACGUUGCUAUGCAACUAGUACUGCAUUUCUCAAGUAUGAGCUUCUAGUGAAAAAUAGAGCAUUGGCACUGCGGCUGUUUUGAUUUGAGGUGUGUGUGUGUUGCUGUAACAACUGUGUCAUGUAGGAUCAAUCAUAUAAUUUUUGUCUUGCCUCCCUUGUUGAAGAUGCAUACACUUGAUUUGUACAAUAAAGUAAAAAACUCAUCAUGUUCAUCAUGCAUGACCGGCCAUGCAUCAUCAUCAACUCUUAAUAAUCCUAUUAAGAAAACCAGAUUUAAAGUCCAUUUGGUUAGGCGGUGAGAGUCUCUUUCCCUGAAAUAUCGUUUCAACACGAAACAUAAGAUGUAGCCAUGUCGAAACAGAUUUGCAGUCAAGAUCAAUAUGAACUUAACAUGGUGUUGAUCGAUAAGAUAUUACUAGUUUAUGCCUUUGAGAGUUUAACCACCAAGCCAGCUAUAAGAAAGAGACUUGCUUGAGAAAUCUGUGCUUGAUUCUAUGAGAAUAUUUAGUACCUUUUAUGUCUCCAUAAAUUAUUACUCUUCAAAUUAAUAUAAUAAAUCUGUCAGUUUUCAUUUCCAGACCAAAAUUCCUGAAAAAUUCUCACCAAAGGUCUAAUUCAAGAAUAACCAUUGUACAUCAAUCUGAAAAUAUAUAUAGCUCGACCUAUGGACAGGUUUAAUCAUAUCAUACCUAAUUUUAUCGCGUACCAUACAUAUCACUUUCUUUCUCCAUCAGCUAACAUAUUUAUAUUUAAUUUUUUUAUAUACGCCUUCAUUAUUGAUCUAUAUUUAUAAUUUUAACUCAAAUUUUUUAAGUAAUUGAUUUAUAAUCAAGUCAUAAAACUUUGAUAUAUGUUUCCUUCUCGUAACAAGUUGAAGAGUGAAGACAUUUUAGGUAGAACCUAACAGUACAAGACAAUUUGUUUGGAGUUUUUAUUAUGUAAGAAAAGGGCUAAAGUCUUCAAUAGUCAAUGAUUCAGAUUAUUAAGCGCUAUUUGUUAAUUUUGCUUUCUCUCUUACUGUUUGAGCUUUUGGAAUUAUGCAAAAUCUU
Molecule: messenger RNA, 1986 nt
Organism: Durio zibethinus
Lineage: Eukaryota; Viridiplantae; Streptophyta; Magnoliopsida; Malvales; Malvaceae
Product: Tetratricopeptide repeat (TPR)-like superfamily protein
Cellular component (GO): chloroplast thylakoid
Source: RefSeq, a predicted model, not a curated record